Dromiciops gliroides (monito del monte) is the source of this 3696-nucleotide messenger RNA. It is a transcript of the gene DGKK, whose product is annotated as diacylglycerol kinase kappa. The coding region runs from base 95 to 2941 and encodes 948 amino acids. Gene Ontology annotation, biological process: lipid phosphorylation; diacylglycerol metabolic process; intracellular signal transduction. Gene Ontology annotation, molecular function: ATP-dependent diacylglycerol kinase activity. The transcript is spliced from 25 exons. Lineage: Eukaryota; Metazoa; Chordata; Mammalia; Microbiotheria; Microbiotheriidae. The record is from RefSeq and is a predicted model, not a curated record.
AGCUGAGGGGCCGGGAGAGGAAUCCUCUGGCAGCGAGGGAGAGCAAGAAGGAAGCUCCCACAAGCUCAUCAGCAAAGUGUCCACAUCAGGCCAGAUGAGGAGCAAGAAAAGUGUGAAGGAAGGACAUUUACUGAAACAGACCAGCUCUUUCCAGAGGUGGAAGAGGAGAUACGUCAGAAUUCGAGGAAAGACCCUAUACUAUGCCAAAGACUCCAAGUCCCUGAUCUUUGAUGAGGUUGAUCUUACUGAUGCCAGCGUGGCCGAGACCAGCACGAAGAACAUAAACAACAGUUUUACAGUGAUCACCCCAUUCCGAAAGCUCAUCCUGUGUGCAGAGAACCGGAAGGAGAUGGAAGAUUGGAUGGGCGCCCUGAAAGCUGUCCAGAAGUGGGCAGCUAACGAGCAUUUUCAGCUGACAUCAGACCACUUCUCCAGCGCUCACAACUGGUACACGUGCUCUCAUGCUCGCCCCACCUUCUGCAAUGUCUGCCGGGAAGCCCUCUCAGGGGUCACCUCCCAUGGCCUGUCCUGCGAAGUGUGUAAAUUCAAAGUUCACAAACGGUGUGCUGUGCGAGCCAGCUCCACCUGCAAAUGGACCACCCUGGCUACCAUAGGCAAUGACAUCAUCGAGGAUGAAGAUGGAGUGGCGAUGCCCCAUCAGUGGCUGGAAGGGAACCUGCCCGUCAAUGCCCGCUGUGCCUCAUGUGACCGCAUGUGUGGCAGUGUCCGGAGGCUACAAGAUUAUAAAUGCCUGUGGUGCAAGGCCAUUAUUCAUGGGACCUGCAGAGACCAGUUUUCCAAGAAAUGCCCCCUGGGACAGUACAGAGUGUCCAUCCUCCCACCAACAGUUCUGAACUGCAUGGACUCAGAUGGGUUCUGGAAGGCCUCUUGCCCAGGAGCCUGCUCCAGCCCUCUACUUGCUUUUGUCAAUUCCAAGAGUGGUGACAAUCAAGGUGUUCGUUUCCUCCGGAAAUUCAAACAGUUCCUGAACCCAGCACAGGUGUUUGACCUGAUGAAUGGGGGGCCUCACCUGGGGCUCCGUCUGUUCCAGAGGUUCUCCACCUUCCGGAUCCUGGUGUGUGGUGGAGAUGGCAGCGUGGGCUGGGUUCUCUCCGAAAUUGACACUCUUGGAUUACACAAACAGUGCCAGCUUGGGGUUCUGCCCCUGGGAACUGGCAACGACCUGGCCCGUGUGCUGGGCUGGGGAAGCCUGUGUGAUGACGACACUCAGCUCCUACAGAUUCUGGAGAAGAUGGAGCGGGCCACCACCAAGAUGCUGGACAGGUGGAGCGUAAUGACUUGGGAGGCCCCCGGAGGAAUGCUCACACGUAGGGCUGGACAGUGUACCCCAGUGAGCAACAGAACAGAUAUGCUGAUUCGGGAGCUGGAGACGGAGCCCCAGGCCGCUUCAGGUGGUUACACCCCUUUGGCUGCUCCGGCUGCAGAGGAAGAGGAUGAGGGCGAUGAGGAUGACUUUGAAGGGGGAGCUGUGGGCGGUGCCCCUGCAGAGGUGUGCCAGCCCUCCAGCUUGGUGCCCCCGGCCUUCAAAUCCAAGGAUCAGAUGGUGCUGAGAGCUAACAGCCUGAAGAAGGCUUUGAGGCAGAUCAUUGAGCAGGCGGAACAAGAUUCCCGCCGAGACACUGUGUCCUCCACCGCGUCAUCUGUCUUUCUGGACCAACCUGAUGACUCAAGCUCGAGCAACUUUGCUGAGGAGCCCGUCACCAUUCAAUUCUCUGAAAAGUGCGUCAUGAACAACUAUUUUGGUAUUGGCCUGGAUGCGAAGAUUUCUCUGGAGUUCAACAACAAAAGGGAUGAACACCCCAAGAAGUGCAGCAGUCGCACCAAGAACAUGAUGUGGUAUGGGGUACUGGGAACCAAGGAACUUCUGCAGCGUACCUACAAGAACCUGGAGCAGCGAGUGCAGCUCGAGUGUGAUGGUAAAAUCAUGGCCUUGCCUAGUCUGCAGGGAAUUGCCGUGCUCAACAUUCCCAGCUAUGCAGGAGGCAUCAACUUCUGGGGCGGCACCAAGGAAGAUAAUAAUUUUGGAGCACCUUCCUUUGAUGAUAAGAAGCUUGAAGUGGUGGCAGUGUUUGGCAGCAUCCAGAUGGCCGUGUCCCGAGUCAUCAACCUUCAGCAUCACCGCAUCGCCCAGUGCCGUGUGGUCAAGAUCACCAUCUGCGGCGAUGAGGGGGUGCCUGUGCAAGUGGAUGGAGAGGCCUGGGUCCAGCCCCCAGGUAUCAUCAAAAUUCAGCAUAAGAACCGAGCCCAGAUGCUGACCAGAGACCGGGCCUUUGAGAGCACCCUCAAGUCAUGGGAAGACAAGCAGAAGGGAGAAAGCUACCGAUCAACCCGACCCCGGCUCAACUCCCAGCAGUCCAUGGAAUAUCUCACUGAAGAAGAAUACAGGCUGCUGCAGCGCUUUGCCCGCUCUGCCGACAUCCUCAUCACCAGGAUCCGUGAGGUGGCCAAGAUUCACAAGGCUAUAGAGCAGGAGCUGGCCCACUCAGUGAAUGGCUGUGCCUCGGCCCUGACUGAAGUGCUGCCCAGCAAGCGCAGUGGAAGCAGUCCUGAGAGCCUGAGCAGAAACUCAGCUGUGGAAGUUUCAAUUAGCGUGAAAUCCUUGUACAAUGAAGCUAGAGCUUAUGUGGAAGGGAAGUUGCAGCUGGACAGCCCCCGGCGGGAGGAGGGGCUGCAGGUUGCCCUAGCCAACGUCAGCCAGGAGCUGGAGAAGGUGUCUGAAAUCCACUGGAUGGCCCCCAUACUCAAUGCUGUCACUGAAGAGGAGAGUUUGGGACACACAAGCAAGGGCAGCUUCAGGUUGCGCCUAAACAUCUCCCGAGGAAAGAAAAGCAAGCCCCACCAGGUUAAAUGGAGCAGUUCUGUCUCAGGAUUUAGGAAUAAGAAAGGUUGGCCACGUGAAGAAGAUCCUUCAGGGAAUUAAAGACAUUAGCCACAACCUGUGAAAUGCUGAAGGGAGAGAGCCCUGCAGCUUGGAACUCCUGACACAAAGCCACCGACGACCACGCUGAUGACAACAAUGACAACUAUGAUGACUCUAAACCUAUAUGAUUGCAGACUCAAUUAUUCCAGAACAGACACGGACCCUCGGUAGGGCUGUCAGACAAUGCUUUCCACUAAUGUGACAUUCUCAACUUUAUCAGGUUUCCUUAGAAGUUUACAUUUCCACAUUGGCCAAAGAUCAUUGGAUGGAGUUGUUCUUCAGUUCUCCCUCUCUGUGCUUCUUUACUGGCUCUGGUUAAAUGAGUUAAGCUUCUGCAUAUGCCUGGGAUCUAGAAGAAUGGCCUUCUUUGGGUGCUUUGGACAUAGUGUUUUCCCUGAUGGGUCAGGGUCACCUGGCUGAUUUUGUGACUUGGGAUUCUGGAAUGUCUUUGGCCUUCCCUUUGGAGUUGGUUUACUAGGAGAAGGUGGGAGGAGAGGCGUUUGUGCCAUGGAGUGUGGGAACUAGGUCCUAGGGGCUUCUCUCCUAGCCUUAAUUAUGUGGCUGCAUCCUUUAUUAUCCCUGAGUUGAGCCCCCAUCAGUGGUCUAAGCUUAAUUGUGCUACCUUGACCCCCUGGAGACUCAUCAUGCAUGUCAAAUACUAUGCCUUUCUUGUAGAUGUGGCUUGCAGAUUCUCUGCAAGUAGUCUAUGCUGCCUGUGUGUGUGUGUGUGUAUAUAUGUAUGCGUAUAUAUAUAC